AUGAAGAUUUCUGCUGAAUUAUGGAGCUUCCUAGCCGCCAUUUUGGCGACUCUGACAUUCGCAGACAAAACUCCAGAUUUGAAAAUUAAUACUUUAACAAUCAACAACACGCCUGAUAAUCCGUACUUUGGGAAUUGGUCAUUUGAAAUAAGCGAAUCUGGUGAUAGAUUUUCAUUAUUAUUUCCAAUUAAACAAGAUUAUCCCGAGAAUAUGAUGUUUGGACUUGCUGCUGAAUUGAAUGGCCGUCAAGUUCUUUCCAUGGAAAUGUCGGUAUGUGACGGUUUGGAAGCUGGCUUAGCCAAUCAACGUAUGCUGGACCAUGUAUACCCUCCAGACACGGUUCAGCUUAGCUGUCCAGUAAAAGCGGCUGAUUACGAAUUGAGAGAUUAUUCAUUUUCGGCUGACAACUCACCAUUUCAAUUAGAAGCUGGAGAAUUGUUUGUCAAGCUUUUUUAUUUCGAGCCAGAUGGCGAGCCGAUUUUAACAAUUACCAUGGAAGGGUUGAUAAGUGAUAAAUAA
Molecule: messenger RNA, 519 nt
Organism: Cotesia congregata
Lineage: Eukaryota; Metazoa; Arthropoda; Insecta; Hymenoptera; Braconidae
Source: the annotation of a GenBank genome assembly